This is a messenger RNA of Saccoglossus kowalevskii, 1629 nucleotides long. RefSeq lists its product as uncharacterized. The record is from RefSeq and is a predicted model, not a curated record. NCBI's taxonomy places the organism in Eukaryota, Metazoa, Hemichordata, Enteropneusta, Harrimaniidae.
AUGGAAAGGACAUUAUCGUCUCACAUAGAAAAGACAAUAUCUUCUCUCAUAGAAAGGACACUAUCUUCUCACAUAGAAAGCACAAUAUCUUCUUACAUAGAAAGGACAGUAUCUUCUUACAUAGAAAGGACAGUAUCGUCCUACAUAGAAAGAACAGUAUCUUCUUACAUAGAAAAGACAGUAUCUUCUUACAUAGAAAGGACAGUAUCGUCCUACAUAGAAAGAACAGUAUAUUCUCACAUAGAAAGGACAGUAUCUUCUCACAUAGAAAAGACAGUAUCUUCUUACAUAGAAAGGACAGUAUCUUCUUACAUAGAAAAGACAGUAUCUUCUUACAUAGAAAGUACAUUAUCUUCUCACAUGGACAAUACAUUACCUUCUCACAUAGAAAAGACAGCAUUUUCUCUCAUAGAAAGGACAGUAUCUCCGCACAUGAACGGAACAUUAUAUUUUGACAUGGAAAGGCCAUUAUCAUUUUCUGACAUAGAAAGCCCUAUUAUCUUCUCACAUAGAAAGGUCAUUAUCUUCUCACAUAGAAAAGACAUUAUCUUCCCACAUAGAAAGGAUUUUAUCUUCGCACAUAGAAAAGACAUUAUCUUCUCACAUAGAAAGGACAUUAUUCUCUCACAUAGAAAAGACAUUAUCUUCUCACAAGGUAAAGACAUUAUCUUCUCACAUAGAAAUAACAUUAUCUUCUCACAUAGAAAGGACAGUAUAUUCUCACAUAGAAAGGAUAUUAUCUUCUCACAUAGAAAGACAUUACCUUCUCACAUAGAAAAUACAUUAUCUUCUCACAUAGAAAGGACAUUAUUCUCUCACAUAGUAAAGACAUUAUCUUCUUACAUAGAAAUAACAUUAUCUUCUCACAUAGAAAGGUCAUCUUCUCACAUAGAAAGGACAGUAUCUCCUCACAUAGAAAAGACAGUAUCUCCUCUCAUUAAAAGGACAAUAACUUCUCACAUAGAAAGGAUAUUAUCUUCUCACAUAGAAAAGACAUUAUCUUCUCACAUAGAAAGGACAUUAUUCUCUCACAUAGAAAAGACAUUAUCUUCUCACAUAGAAAUAACAUUAUCUUCUCACAUAGAAAAAACAGUAUAUUCUCACAUAGAAAGGAUAUUAUCUUCUCACAUAGAAAAGACAUUACCUUCUCACAUAGAAAAGACAUUAUCUUCUCACAUAGAAAGAACAUUAUUCUCUCACAUAGUAAAGACAUUAUCUUCUCACAUAGAAAUAACAUUAUCUUCUCACAUAGAAAGAUCAUCUUCUCAUAUAGAAAGGAGAGUAUCUCCUCACAUAGAAAAGACAGUAUCUCCUCUCAUUAAAAGGACAUUAACUUCUCACAUAGAAAGGACAUUAUCUUCUCAUAUAGAAAGAAAAUUAUCUUCUUACAUAGAAAAGACAUUAUACUUUCACACAGAAAAGACAUUAACUUCUCACAUAGAAAGGACAUUAUCUUCUCACAUAGAAAGGACAUUAUCUUCUCAUAUAGAAAGGACAUUAUUUUCUUACACAGAAAAGAUAUCAUCUCACAUUGAAAAGACAUUAUCUUCUCACAUAAAAAGAACAUUUUCUUCCCACAUAGGAAAAACAGUAUCUCCUCACAUACACAGGAAAGUAUCACUUACUUAG